AAACACCUGGAGCAGUAUCUGAACAGCUUGCUGGAGAUGAGCUUCUGCAGGAAUUACCAUCACAUGUUGGAGUUCCUAGACGUGAGUCCUCUUUCUUUCAUCAAGGACCUCGGACCCAAAGGCUUAGAGGGGUCGAUCUUGAAGAGAUCUGGGGGUCACCGAAUUCAGGGGCUCAACUGCUUUGGACACCACCAGUUCUGUUACCGCUGGUCACGCAGGUGGCUGGUUGUGAAGGAUUCCUUUCUCUACAUGAAGCCUGAAGCCGGGGUUGUCUCCUUCGUGCUGCUCUUUGACCCCGAGUUCAGAGUUCAGGUGGGCCGGAGCUACACUGCCACCAAGUACGGCGUGUGCAUCCAGAACUUCGCCAGGACCCUCAUCAUUAAGUGCAGCAGUUACCGGCAGGCUCAGUGGUGGAGCCACGAGAUCCAGAGGCUGGCGAAGGAGGGAGGGAGGGAGUUUGUGUCGCCUCACCGUUUCGACGCCUUCGUACCCAUCCGAGAGAACACCCUGGCCAAGUGGUAUGUCAAUGGCAGUGGAUACUUUGCUGAUGUCGGUCAGGCUUUAGAAGAUGCGAAAGAAGAGAUUUUCAUCACAGACUGGUGGUUGAGUCCGGAGGUGUUUAUGAAGCGACCGGCGAACGGGGAUCACUGGAGGCUCGACCAGAUACUGAAACGCAAAGCAGAGCAGGGAGUGAAGGUGUGCGUGCUGCUGUUUAAGGAGGUGGAGCUCGCUCUGGGAAUCAACAGCGACUACAGCAAGAGGACCCUGAUGAGCCUGCACCCCAAUAUCAAGGUGAUGCGUCACCCUGACCACGUUUCCUCCGUGGUCGUCCUCUGGGCGCACCACGAGAAGCUGGUGGUCAUUGACCAGUCCGUGGCCUUCAUGGGUGGGCUGGACCUGGCCUACGGCCGCUGGGAUGACCACUGCUACCGACUGACCGACAUGGGCUGCGAUGGGACAGAGACGCAGGGAGCAGAGACACAGCCCAAAGCACAGGAGCCGGGUCCGAACGGUUCGGAGCACCAGAACGGGGCCCCGGAGGGCGAGGAGGGGCCCCAGGACCUGAGAGACAACAGGAAGCUGUGGCUGGGCAAGGACUACAGCAACUUCAUAGUGAGGGACUGGGUGCAGCUGGACCGGCCCUUUGAAGACUUCAUCGACCGCAACAAAACUCCCAGAAUGCCGUGGCGGGAUGUGGCCGCAGUGGUUCAUGGGAAGGCAGCGCGUGACCUGGCGAGACACUUUAUACAGCGUUGGAACUUCACCAAGAUUUUUAAGAGCAAGUACAAACACCACUUCUACCCCUGUCUGCUCCCGAAGUCCCACAGCACUGCGGAGGAGCUUCCCUUCAGAGUGCCGGGGUCACAGAGAGCCCGAGUGCAGAUCCUGCGCUCCGUGGAUCGCUGGUCUGCUGGUACCUAUGAGAGCUCUAUCCUGAAAGCCUACAUCGACACCAUCGACAACAGCCAGCACUACAUCUACAUAGAGAACCAGUUCUUCAUCAGCUGUGCGGACGGGAGGAGCGUUCAGAACGGAAUCGGAGACGCCAUCGUGAAGCGCAUCCUACGAGCGCACAGUGAGAAUAAACCAUACCGUGUGUUCGUUGUGCUUCCGUUGCUUCCUGGUUUCGAGGGUGACAUCACCACAGGGGGCGGGAACGCCAUCCAGGCCAUCCUGCACUUCACCUACAGGACAAUGUGCAGAGGGGACCAGUCUAUCGUGGCACGUCUCAAAGUGAAGAUGCAGGAUCGCUGGAGGGAGUUCAUCUCGUUCUCUGGGCUCCGCUCCCACGCCUGUCUGCAGGACUCUCUGGUCACAGAGCUGAUCUACGUUCACAGCAAGAUGCUCAUCGCCGACGACAGGAAGUACAUCAUCGGCUCAGCAAACAUUAACGACCGCAGCAUGCUGGGGUCCCGGGACAGCGAGCUGGCCGUGCUGGUGGAGGAUUCGGAGAGCGUGCCCUCCCUCAUGGGGGGGCAGGAGUACCAGGCAGGGAGGCUGGCCCUGGCGCUGCGUCUUGAGUGCUUCAGGGUGCUGCUGGGGUCGGACGGUGCCCCCAGUAUCGAUAUCCGGGACCCAAUCAGUGACGAGUUCUUCCAGGGGGUGUGGCAGAAGACAGCCGCGGACAACGCUGAGAUCUACGAGACGGUGUUCCGCUGCCUACCCUCGGACUCGUUCCCGAGUCUCCGCUCGCUGAAGGACCGCGCCGGUGAGGAGAAGCUGGCCAACACUGACCCCCAGGGGGCGCGGGAAAAGCUGGCCGGGGUCAGGGGUCACCUGGUGCAGUUCCCCCUCGACUUUCUGUCUGAGGAGAGCCUACUUCCUCCCCUGAACAGCAGGGAGGGGAUGAUCCCUGUGGAGGUGUGGACGUGAUUGGGGGGGGGGAAGAGGACAAAUACAGAGGAGAGAGGAGAGGGGACAGCCCGCUGUCUGUUUGCACUGGAUUAUAAAAAAAUAACAGGCAUUUGACAGACAGACCAGGGAUGGAAAUAAGGCUCCUGCUGCAUCAGAAUUUCACUGAGUCAUUCCAGGUUUUACUGCGGGCUUGAUUGUAGUGUGUGUAUAGGAAACAAGCCCAGGUGUGUCUUAUCAGACUAACCCUGCUCAAACUAACCCUGCUCAGACUCCUGGCUCCUGAUCAAUUCAAAUAGAAAGCAUUGCAUUCCACAAUAGAAAUGCACUGACUGUUUAGAACUAUAGGUUAUAAUAAUAAUUAGCCUUUUUUAUUUCUUAAAUACUUUCUAUUUUCUGUUUCUAAAGAUUGUUUUGUAACUCUGACCUCCUCAAACCCGCUGCAGCCCAGCGCUCUACCCACUGAGCUCCUCAAACCCACUGCACCCUAACCACUGAGCUCCUCAAACCCACUGCCUUCCACACUGCACCCUAACACUGAGCUCCUCAAACCCACUGCUUUCCCCACUGCACCCUAACACUGAGCUCCUCAAACCCAGUGCCUUCCCCACUGCACCCUAACACUGAGCUCCUCAAACCCACUGCCUUCCACACUGCACCUUAACACUGAGCUCCUCAAACCCACUGCCUUCCACACUGCACCCUAACACUGAGCUCCUCAAACCCAGUGCCUUCCCCACUGCACCCCACUGCACCCUAACACUGAGCUCCUCAAACCCACUGCCUUCCCCACUGCACCCUAACACUGAGCUCCUCAAACCCACUGCCUUCCACACUGCACCUUAACACUGAGCUCCUCAAACCCACUGCCUUCCACACUGCACCUUAACACUGAGCUCCUCAAACCCACUGCCUUCCACACUGCACCCCAACACUGAGCUCCUCAAACCCACUGCUUUCCCCACUGCACCCUAACACUGAGCUCCUCAAACCCACUGCCUUCCACACUGCACCUUAACACUGAGCUCCUCAAACCCACUGCCUUCCACACUGCACCCUAACACUGAGCUCCUCAAACCCACUGCCUUCCACACUGCACCCUAACACUGAGCUCCUCAAACCCACUGCCUUCCACACUGCACCUUAACACUGAGCUCCUCAAACCCACUGCCUUCCACACUGCACCUUAACACUGAGCUCCUCAAACCCACUGCCUUCCACACUGCACCCUAACACUGAGCUCCUCAAACCCGCUCCCUUCCACACUGCACCCCAACACUGAGCUCCUCAAACCCACUGCCUUCCACACUGCACCCUAACACUGAGCUCCUCAAACCCACUGCUUUCCCCACUGCACCCUAACACUGAGCUCCUCAAACCCAGUGCCUUCCCCACUGCACCCUAACACUGAGCUCCUCAAACCCACUGCCUUCCACACUGCACCUUAACACUGAGCUCCUCAAACCCACUGCCUUCCACACUGCACCCUAACACUGAGCUCCUCAAACCCAGUGCCUUCCCCACUGCACCCCACUGCACCCUAACACUGAGCUCCUCAAACCCACUGCCUUCCCCACUGCACCCUAACACUGAGCUCCUCAAACCCACUGCCUUCCACACUGCACCUUAACACUGAGCUCCUCAAACCCACUGCCUUCCACACUGCACCUUAACACUGAGCUCCUCAAACCCACUGCCUUCCACACUGCACCCCAACACUGAGCUCCUCAAACCCACUGCUUUCCCCACUGCACCCUAACACUGAGCUCCUCAAACCCACUGCCUUCCACACUGCACCUUAACACUGAGCUCCUCAAACCCACUGCCUUCCACACUGCACCCCAACACUGAGCUCCUCAAACCCACUGCCUUCCACACUGCACCCUAACACUGAGCUCCUCAAACCCACUGCCUUCCACACUGCACCCUAACACUGAGCUCCUCAAACCCACUGCCUUCCACACUGCACCCUAACACUGAGCUCCUCAAACCCACUGCCUUCCACACUGCACCUUAACACUGAGCUCCUCAAACCCGCUCCCUUCCACACUGCACCCUAACACUGAGCUCCUCAAACCCACUGCCUUCCACACUGCACCCUAACACUGAGCUCCUCAAACCCACUGCCUUCCACACUGCACCUUAACACUGAGCUCCUCAAACCCGCUCCCUUCCACACUGCACCCUAACACUGAGCUCCUCAAACCCACUGCCUUCCACACUGCACCUUAACACUGAGCUCCUCAAACCCACUGCCUUCCACACUGCACCCCAACACUGAGCUCCUCAAACCCACUGCCUUCCACACUGCACCCUAACACUGAGCUCCUCAAACCCACUGCCUUCCACACUGCACCCUAACACUGAGCUCCUCAAACCCACUGCCUUCCACACUGCACCCUAACACUGAGCUCCUCAAACCCACUGCCUUCCACACUGCACCUUAACACUGAGCUCCUCAAACCCGCUCCCUUCCACACUGCACCCUAACACUGAGCUCCUGAAACCCACUGCCUUCCACACUGCACCUUAACACUGAGCUCCUCAAACCCACUGCCUUCCACACUGCACCUUAACACUGAGCUCCUCAAACCCGCUCCCUUCCACACUGCACCCUAACACUGAGCUCCUGAAACCCGCUCCCUUCCACACUGCACCCCAACCCCCACAUAAUAAAAUAUUUUAUAUCGAAUGUUUGACGAUUUUUCUAGAGACUUUAUUACACAGAUUUUAAACUAAGGCACUAACCAUUAACACUGGUUUAUUUUACUGUUAUUUCUUAUAUAUAUUUUUAAUAUUAAUAGUAUUAUUAAUAUUCUUUAUUAACUAAUAAUAUACAAUGCGUUUGAGAUCCCUAGUGUCGAACAUUUUCACAGAAAAAAAGUUACAGAAAACGUUACUUUGCUAGCUUUGUGGGUGUCGCCCUUGGCACUGUGGUCCAGGCGUGCGAGGCUGCCAGUUGUCAUAGCGACGUCUUUAAAAUAACGCCUUCCUAUAAUUACACUUGCAACGGAGGGGAGGGGGGGGGGGGGGGCUGAUGCUUGAAACAGCUGGUUUUGCAUCUUUGUAAACGUGUUGCCGUGGCAACAGCUGUAGCCCACACGCGCUCCGGUCAGUGUGUUACAAACACUUGAUUUGUUUGUAGAUAGUUUUCCAGAGCUAGUGGAUACAGGACAGGCUGAGGUUAGGUUAGGUCUCCUCUCGUUUGAGGACAGACUGCCGUGUCGUGUUUGUGGAGCAUUGUUUAACUGCUGUCAUCGACCUCAUUAACCCUUCCAUAUGUAACGUGCCCCCCACAGAAAUAAAGACAAUGCUGACUUUCUUCUUGUUGCAGUGAGCCGGUGCAGGAAACAGGUGUUUGAAAUGUACUGACAGGCUGAGUCGCUCCCAAGCGCCGUUUUAAUAAGAAACCAGAGUCUGAACAAGAUUCCUCGACUGAAAGGGUUAAACCGCACUGUUAGGAUGAUGAUUUUGUGUUAGGGUGAUGCCUUCGCUCUGAUUUUGUGAACCACAGACGUUAUGCAAGUGUAAACUGAAUGCAUCGAAUUAGAGGAACACAGAUUGAGUUGUGAUUUGAUCUAUUUUCUGCCCCAAAGAAAAUUGUAUUUGAUUCUUAAUGGGUUAAGCUAAUAAGAGGAAAGAUAUUUUACAUAUAUAUAUAUAUAUAUAUAUAUAUAUAUAUAUAUUAUUAUUAUUAUUAAUUAUUUCUUAGCAGACGCCCUUGUCCAGGGCGACUUACAAUUGUUACAAGAUAUCACAUUAUUUUUACAUACAAUUACCCAUUUAUACAGUUGGGUUUUUACUGGAGCAAUCUAGGUAAAGUACCUUGCUCAAGGGUACAGCAGCAGUGUCCCCCCCACCUGGGAUUGAACCCACAACCCUCCGGUUAAGAGUCCAGAGCCCUAACCACUACUCCACACUGCUGCCCCUGUGUAUAUAUAUACACACAGAGCAUCAAAAGAAACAUCACUAUAUAUAUAUAUAUAUAUCACACAUUUUUGCAGAUUCUGAUCAAUGUGAAUUCUAGAAUGCUAAAAUCACACGCUUGGUUUCUUCUCAUCAUAACUACGGCUGUAUUAAUAACGGUCAAAGUUGUUAUAAUCGUGGAAAACACUAGAGGAGGCUUUGAGUAAAUUGUUGAAGCUCAGAACAUCCAGAUACAGAUUGCAACUCCAGAAUCUGUCCAAGACUUUUGCACAGCAGUGUGUGUGUGUGUGUGUGUGUGUCUCUAUCUAUCUAUCUAUCUAUCUAUCUAUCUAUCUAUCUAUCUAUCUAUCUAUCUAUCUAUCUAUCUAUCUAUCUAUCUAUAAUCAGAAAUGCAUCCUUUUAAACUACCGAUGCAAUCACUAAACUUUUUUCUGAUACUGAAAACUCUCCGAGUGGAUUUUGUAAGCGUCGAUCCUGCCAGAAUGCAUAUUUUUGUAUCUCUAUUGCUGUUAUAAAACAAACUGUCACUUUUUUGUGUUACUACAUAAUAUUAAAAAAAUGAAUAAUUCCAAAAA
Messenger RNA from Acipenser ruthenus (sterlet), 6854 nucleotides. RefSeq names its product phospholipase D2-like. NCBI's taxonomy places the organism in Eukaryota, Metazoa, Chordata, Actinopteri, Acipenseriformes, Acipenseridae. The record is from RefSeq and is a predicted model, not a curated record. Gene Ontology annotation, biological process: phosphatidic acid biosynthetic process; intracellular signal transduction; cell motility. Gene Ontology annotation, molecular function: D-type glycerophospholipase activity; phosphatidylinositol binding.